CGGCAAAGCACCGCCGCAGUCACGCAUUGAUGUUUAUCACUGACUGGGCUCCGCUGCACAGCCGCUCUGGGCUGAUUUCACCUCCUUAACUGGAGCCUGAAAUAGUCGCUCACUCCUUCCAGCUCAACAGAAUUUUCUUCAGGAAGUAAAGGCAGGAAGGAAAAUAGUGAAAAAACGGGCCUCCAGGUUUUGGUUUGAUUUUGGUUCGGAUCAAAGGUUUUACUCUGAAUUACCUGCCGAAUUGAAUCCACAGAAGACUGGGUUCAUGCCGGAUUUUGAGCAUUUUAGAUUUUCCUACUCAAGAAUGAAUCCUGUCCUGGGGGAGAGCGGCUUCCUGGCUCCGCAGCAGCAUCACCAGAUGACGGGCCAGAAUGAUGCAGCCAUCCCGGACCCAGGCUACUUCCUGGGGGACAGUGGUGGAUUCGGGCCUGAUGGCUGGUCAGGGCUAGACCUGGGUGUCCUGCCGCCGUCGUCCAGCCUGGCCUACCUGCAUCUGAGCAGCCCCCUGCACCGGGCGCCCCCUGCGGCCACGGCGCUGCGCAACGACCUGGGAUCCAACAUCAGUGUCCUAAAGACACUGAACCUGCGGUUCCGCUGCUUUUUGGCUAAAGUGCACGAAUUGGAGCGCAGAAAUAAAGUGUUGGAGAAGCAGCUUCAGCAGGCUGGGGAGAGCAGCAGCGGAAGGGAUGUGUACCAGAAGCCACUGACCAAAGACACAGGGGUCCAGACUGGAUUUAUCGGUCCUAUUCCAUCCAGACCGAACUACAUCCCGCUCCAUAAUGUCAGUAACUCGGCCUACCUACCUGGUGGCCUCCUCUCCCCCACCCUGAACCCCCCUCCACUCCUGGGAAACAACCUGAACACAGUUUCAAACUCCAACCUUUCUUCUAAGGGUGUACCCCUUGGUGCAGCUCUGAGUCCGAGCGACGCGACCAAAACCAAGACCAACAUUAACGAAAAGCACACCGCCUACACUGGGUCAGCCCCCUGUAACACUCUGCCUCCACCGCCCCGCUUCCUCCCCGGAACCAUCUGGUCCUUCAACCACACCCGCCGCUUCGGCACCAGCAGGGAGUCAUGCGUCACGGGGCCCGGGCUCUCCUGGACUCACCCAGACGGUAUCGGCGUCCAGAUCGACACCAUCACACCUGAGAUCAGAGCUCUGUACAACGUGCUGGCCAAGGUGAAGAGAGAGAGGGACGAAUACAAGAGAAGAUGGGAGGAAGAGUAUGCAGCCAGAAUGGAUCUGCAGGAGAGGGUUGCUGAACUUGAGGACGACCUGCAGGAGAGUGAAGUGUGUCAAGAUGAGCUGAUUCUCAGGGUGAAGCAGCUCAAGGCAGAGCUUGUUCUUUUCAAAGGACUUGUUAGCAACGACCUGUCUGAUCUGGAGAGCAAGAUUCAAGAAAAGGCCAUGAAGGUGGACAUGGAUAUCUGCCGGCGUAUUGACAUCACAGCUCGUCUGUGUGAAGUCGCCCAGCAGAGGAACUGCGAGGAUGUCAUUCCCAUCUUCCAUGUUCCCACUCCCCCAUCAGCUUCCAACCGCCGCACCAGGAAGCCGAGCGGGCAGUCACAAAAGAGCGGGGAUGGAGACGAACUGAGCAUGUCAGAGAGCGAGGGGGGCGGAGCCAGAGACGAGGAGUCCAGCAGCACGUCAGCCAGUCUGAUAAACGAACAGAUGCAGAGGAUGCUGAAUCACCUGAGGGAGUGUGAGUUUGAAGAUGACUGUGACAGUCUGGCCUGGGAGGAGACUGAUGAAACUCUUCUGCUGUGGGAAGAUUUUCCUGGAUGCACACUGGGAGUUGAAACACAGGGAGAGCAGGAUGAGUCCAUUGAGAAAGUGAUUAAAGACACAGAGUCCAUGUUUAAAUCCAGAGACAAAGAAUACCAGGAAACUAUUGACCAAAUAGAGCUGGAUCUGGCCACAGCCAAGAGCGACAUGAACCGCCACCUGCACGAGUACAUGGAGAUGUGUUCCAUGAAGAGAGGGCUGGAUGUUCAGAUGGAGACCUGCAGGAGACUCAUAACGCAGAGCGGAGACAGAAGAUCCAACCCUCUCAUCAUACCAACAGUGGACGACUCUGAAAAGGAGGAGAAGAAGAAUCCGGCUGUCCCUGCUAACUCUGAGAGCAGUAAUUCCUUUUGCAACAUUAAUGCUGGCGUCCCACCUAUGAACUGGAGAAAACCCUGACACUCAACCCCACUCUGCUGGUUCCAUCUCGAGUGCUUCAGGACAACUGAAAAUAAAAACAACAUCUUUAUUAAGAUUUUGUUUUUAGGUAAAAAGAUAUCUUUGGCAUUUCUGAAAACUGCCUACAUUUGUCUAGCUCUUUUGACCACAUAGCCAGAAAAUCAGCCAAAGCAGCAAAAUGGAAACAAAAGUAGAGACUUGGGUUUUGUUUUCUUCCUAAAUUAGAAAUAAAAUAUUCUCCAGCGUCUCUCAGAAGCAACAUUUAGUCACAUUCAGUGUCACCUGGAGAAAUAUAAAAGGAAAACAAAAAUACACCCACUGAUCUGUAAAUUGCUGCCCUCGUGUGGUUACCAACUGUAAUUACAUAUAAAAGACAAAAACGCUGCACUUAAAAAAAUAACACUGACGUUAACUCUGUGAGAUGGAACGAAUGCGUAUUAUUAUACACAAUAACAUGAUGAUUGUUUAGUGUGGAAGCUUGUUAUUUGCACAGUCCGUUAAAAAGCUUUCAGCAACCGUGUUUAAACAGAAGGACAAUAAGGCAGAAAAGAAUGUAGUUUGCACACAUCUCUUAAAAUAAAUAUGAAAAAUAUUCCCUUCAUUUCUUAGCAUUUAUUUUAGAUUUUAAAUUGUUUAUUUUAGAAUAAUAAACCUUUCCAGGUGUCAUUUCUGGAAAUGUCCUCUAAGCCCGUAAAUACAUUUAAAAACAAAUUGCAAUUUGUUCACCGUUUGGUGAAAGGUGAUAUUGACUAUUAAUACAAAUAUUAAGAUAAUGUUUGUUGAACUAUAUAAGUGUUUCAUUUACAUGGACAGCCAUGAUCAAAAUGUAAUAUUUAACGCAGUUUUUAACUUUCUGACUUUGCUGUGAGGCUGAUCUGAUUCUUAGUAUUUUAAAUUGUUUUGGUUCUAGGGUUAUAAGGGAAUAGUUCUGUUGUGCUGUCCCAAAAUACUCAUUGUAGGUUUGAUUUUGAUCAAUUCUUUGAAGGCUCUGUUUAUAAAUGUAGCCAAAUUGUUUGGGGUAAAACUGUAUAUCUUCAAAACUAGUUAAGUCUCUGAAAAAUAAAGAAAAACAAUAUUAAGUUACAAAAAAGAUUUAUUUUCAUUUUAAUUAUGAAGAAAACCAAAUGCCAAAUGUUUGUUUUGGAAGAUCAUGUAAAAUUAUACAUAAUUAGCUAUUUAGUCAAACAUUUCUUAUAAAAAUUAGACUGAUUAUGCGUUUUAUUAAUUUCCUUUUUUAUUUGAAGUGUUUUCAUUCAAUUGUUUAAGCCUAAGAAGUUUUUAUACAUGAAACACAAUUACCCAUAACUCAGUGGCUUAUAAUGUUCAUUUGCUAUAUUUAGUUUACCGAAAAACUGCACAAUUUGCCAAAAUAAUAAAAGAAAAAAGGUUUUUGUGUUAGACAUGAGGAGGUGGUUUAAACUAAAAGUAGUUUGCCCCUCUGUUUAGAUCUGGAGCCAGGAUUAAGAGUAAAUACAUGUUUUUGUUGAUCUCAUGCCAGGCCACAUAGAUUUGCUUUGAAGUAUUUGUCUGACCUGUAGAUUGCCCAUUUCUGUGAAGAGCUGUAAUAUUGUAUUUGAUCACAGCGCUGUGUGCAAUGUUGACCUAUUAAUGCUGCAAGCUUUGUGUCUUAUGAUGUAAACUUUGCUGAUUUUUAAUGCAGUUUAACUGGUUUUAUGUUUGGCCAAAACCAUGUUUUGAAUAACUUGGGUCCUAACAGCAAAGCUGGAGUCAGGGCAAUGUACAAGUAGAUUUCUAGAAGCGAUUAAAGUUUAAGUUAAAUCUGUACACCUUACAUUUUUUUCAGGCUGUUUUUGUUUUUACUUUGCUGAGAUUGUGGACUAAAUAACAGUUUAUAUGUUUUUUUGUGUUUUUUGCUCUUCUGUACCCAUGAUCCUCAAAUGUUUUUAGUUGUAUCUUUCUUUCUAACAAACACAUUUACGAGUGUACGUACCUGAAACGUCUUGGUAGAUUCUGUUACUCUGCACUAUUUUUUACGCAUUCUACUUUUCAGCCAAAAAAUGUACAGACGUUCUGCCAUACUGGUCGUUUAAUGUUGAGGCCACAACAGAGUAGCUGCAAGUUUUAGAAAACAAGUCAUUAGCAAGUGAAAGAAAUCAUGAAACAAGAUUGUCUCAGGCUCAAACCCUAUUACCUGAAGAUUAUCUGCUGCAAGCUUGAUUCUGAAAAGAUAACAAUGUGUUGAGAAAUUAUUGAAUCUGAGCUAAACGAGAAUUGCUGGAGUUUUUUUUAUGGGUUUUAUGCUUGAUUUGCAGAGCUGUAUGUUUGAUCACAACAAAGUCAUAUGAUGAACAGAAUAAAUUAUAUUGCAAAGUUG
This is a messenger RNA of Girardinichthys multiradiatus, 4523 nucleotides long. RefSeq names its product non-homologous end joining factor IFFO1-like. The record is from RefSeq and is a predicted model, not a curated record. The coding region runs from base 266 to 2188 and encodes 640 amino acids. The transcript has 10 exons. Lineage: Eukaryota; Metazoa; Chordata; Actinopteri; Cyprinodontiformes; Goodeidae.